UUGAAUCCUAGUAUGCUUAUAUCGUAACUUGGACCCAACCAACCACAAGUUGCCAGACCGAAAACCCCGCGACCAGUCUGUCUUUGCCUUGAGCAAUAACAGUUGCGCGUUACUUAUUCGACGAUAUACCGCAAUGAAACCAAACAAAAUCGCUUCAACCAGAGCUAGAGAUUGAAGGAAACAAAGAGACAUGUGGCGGCGCGUGACUUCACUUUCUCCAGUGAUGUCCACCUCAAAACCAACCUCGCUUGAUCAGGCAGCUUCUGGCUUCAAGAUAUGGAGAUCGUCAUUUAGUACAGAGACACCCACUUUGGUAAAAGAUGGAACUACUUCGUUCAAAGAGAGAAACCCAUUUAUUACUUUUGUCCUAGGUGGUCCUGGUAGUGGAAAAGGCACACAAUGCCAAAAGAUUGUUGAAACAUUUGGAUUCAAACAUCUGAGUGCAGGAGAGUUGUUAAGGAGAGAAAUAGAGUCUAACAGUGAACAUUGGUCCCAGAUGCUUAACACAAUUAAAGAAGGCAGGAUUGUUCCUUCAGAAGUGACUGUCAGACUGAUCCAGCAAGAGAUGGAAUCAAGUGACAGCAAUAAAUUUCUCAUUGAUGGUUUCCCACGAACUGAGGAGAAUCGAAUAGCAUUUGAACAAUUAAUUGGGCUUGAACCGAAUGUUGUGCUUUUCUUUGACUGUCCUGAAGAAGAGAUGGUAAAACGAGUGCUAAACCGCAAUCAGGGCCGAGUUGAUGACAACAUAGAUACAGUCAAGAAACGUCUUAAAGUGUUUGAAAUCCUAAAUCUUCCUGUUAUUGACUACUAUUCCAAGAGAGGGAAACUUUGUAAGAUCAAUGCAGUGGGAACAGAAGAUGAGAUUUUUGAAAAAGUCCGCCCUAUUUUUUCUGCUUGUGGUAUGAUGUCUCAUUAUUUCGCAUUUUAACAUGCCUUGCCAUUCCUUGAUCACUUUCAAAUCCUAUCUGCUCUAUAUUAAUGGCCACAUUUAUAUUAGCUUUCUCAAUGUUGACUGGAAUAUAGGAUUACUUUGAAUCUGAAUUUUACUGGAGGAAACACUGCAAGUCUUUUGCUCCACACUUUUAAACACUAAUAUGAGAUAUUAGGUUAUCAAUUCCUCUAUGCUUUUGAUUCUAACACAGAUUCUGUGAAGCUGAAAAGGUAUGUAAAAACCUCAAGGCAUUUACAUCCAUGGAAAAUUCUGCCUAUCCUGUAUGUUAGUCAAAGCAUUAGUGUAUGUCAAUGAUGGAGUUAAUCUUUCUGCAGCUGGAAAAUGAACUGAAAAUUGUCAGUCAAGGCUGAGCAUCAAAAGGUUCCAGUAUUUAGUUGGACUUGCAACCUUUUGGACUGCAAUGACUCUUAAGUAAGUUGGCAAACCUCAGUUUUCUCAAAGGAGUGAAAUUAUCAGCCAAAGGAUUAUUUGAACUCCACAGUGACAAACAUUUCUCAGCCUCGAGGAUUAAGCUUCUUUUCAGUGUCUAGUGGUUUUAUGGGUGCGUGUACAUUGUUCAAGGUGCAAGAAACCCUUGAAGCCAACCUGUUUCAAUAAGCGGAAUAAAGAGGGUGCAGGUAAACUCCAAUAUUUGAAUGAUCAACAGAAAACAAAAUCAGCUUUAUACAAAGUUGUAUGCUUCUAGAUGCUCUCUUUUCUUAUUAUAAAGUUUCUGAAUGGAAUGUUCCAAAUUAUAUGAUCUUAUUUUUCACAGCUAAUGAGUAGAAAGGCAUCUAGUAUUUACUUCA
Populus trichocarpa (black cottonwood) is the source of this 1740-nucleotide messenger RNA. Its product is annotated as UMP-CMP kinase. The transcript is spliced from 8 exons. Gene Ontology annotation, cellular component: cytoplasm; nucleus. Gene Ontology annotation, biological process: UDP biosynthetic process; 'de novo' pyrimidine nucleobase biosynthetic process; CDP biosynthetic process. The record is from RefSeq and is a predicted model, not a curated record. The coding region runs from base 191 to 928 and encodes 245 amino acids. Lineage: Eukaryota; Viridiplantae; Streptophyta; Magnoliopsida; Malpighiales; Salicaceae. Gene Ontology annotation, molecular function: ATP binding; UMP kinase activity.